ACAGCUUUCAGAUUAAAGCAAUUGCAAGAGCAAAGAUUCUUCCUUUUCCCUUUUUUCCUGGGGGGGUGGGGGGUGGGGUGGGGGGAGGGAGCGCCCCCAGACAUUCCAGGACAUCACCCCCUGCCCCAAGCACGCAAUAAACACUGACAAGAAAAAGUUUUUAUUUCCUAGUUCAACUUUUUUUUUUUUCCUGGAAUAUAGACUGAAGAAUGGGAAUAAACACGAAUAAAUAACAAAGCGAGGCCGCGCACGCCGGGAUGCGCCUGGCUGCAGCCGGCGAGGCUAUUGUCUCCCCGCCCUGAAGCCAGCCCCGGCGUCUUUCUCCAGCUCGUUUCCUUUCCCGGCCUUUUUUUUUUUUUUUUUUUUAAUUUUCUUUUUUAAAAAGACGCCCCCUCCAGCCCCCUCGCCGGUGACCUUGGCCGCCUCGGAUGCUCUGAUUCCACGCGGCUCGCUCUAACUUGCCCCCGCGCCGGCCGGGCCCAUGGCCGCGUCGGAGGACGGGAGCGGCUGCCUCGUGUCGCGGGGCCGCUCGCAGAGUGACCCCAGCGUCCUCACCGACUCCUCGGCCACCUCCUCCGCGGACGCCGGGGAGAACCCAGAUGAGAUGGACCAAACGCCCCCGGCGCGUCCUGAAUAUCUGGUCUCAGGGAUUCGAACUCCCCCUGUGAGGAGGAACAGCAAACUGGCCACCCUGGGCAGGAUCUUCAAACCCUGGAAAUGGAGGAAAAAGAAAAACGAAAAACUGAAGCAGACAACGUCAGCGCUGGAGAAGAAGAUGGCCGGCAGGCAAGGCCGAGAGGAGCUCAUCAAGAAGGGGCUGCUGGAGAUGAUGGAGCAGGAUGCUGAAAGCAAAACUUGCAACCCCGAUGGAGGACCCCGAUCUGUACAGAGUGAACCACCCACUCCCAAGUCGGAGACGCUGACUUCAGAAGAUGCCCAGCCCGGAAGCCCCUUGGCCACUGGGACGGACCAGGUCUCCCUGGACAAGCCACUGUCCUCAGCCGCCCACUUGGACGAUGCAGCCAAGAUGCCAUCUGCAUCCAGUGGUGAAGAAGCAGACGCUGGCAGCCUCCUGCCCACCACCAAUGAGCUCUCCCAAGCCUUAGCUGGGGCUGACUCCCUGGACAGUCCUCCCAGACCUCUGGAGAGAUCCGUGGGCCAGCUCCCCAGCCCCCCACUGCUGCCCACUCCGCCACCCAAGGCAAGCUCCAAAACCACAAAAAAUGUCACAGGCCAAGCCGCACUCUUCCAAGCCUCCAGCAUGAAGAGUGCCGACCCUUCCCUCCGGGGCCAGCUCUCCACACCCACGGGGUCUCCGCAUCUCACCACGGUCCACCGGCCUCUUCCCCCAAGCCGCGUCAUUGAGGAGCUGCACAGGGCGCUGGCCACGAAGCACCGCCAGGACAGUUUUCAAGGAAGAGAAAGUAAAGGGUCUCCAAAGAAGCGGCUGGAUGUCCGUCUGUCGAGAACGUCCAGCGUGGAUCGAGGCAAGGAGAGGGAGGAGGCUUGGAGCUUUGACGGGGCAUUGGAGAACAAGCGAACUGCCGCUAAGGAAUCUGAGGAGAACAAGGAGAACCUGAUCAUAAAUUCUGAACUCAAAGACGACUUGCUUUUGUAUCAGGACGAGGAGGCGCUGAACGACUCCAUUAUUUCUGGAACACUGCCACGGAAAUGCAAGAAGGAGCUCCUGGCCGUGAAGCUAAGGAACCGGCCAAGCAAACAGGAACUAGAAGACCGGAACAUUUUCCCCAGAAGGACUGAUGAAGAAAGACAGGAGAUCCGGCAGCAGAUCGAGAUGAAGCUUUCCAAACGGCUGAGCCAAAGACCUGCCGUGGAAGAGCUGGAGAGAAGAAAUAUCUUGAAACAAAGGAAUGAUCAGACAGAGCAGGAAGAAAGAAGAGAAAUCAAGCAAAGAUUGACAAGAAAGCUUAAUCAGAGACCCACUGUUGAUGAAUUAAGAGACAGAAAAAUUCUGAUACGAUUCAGUGAUUACGUGGAAGUAGCAAAAGCGCAGGACUAUGACAGGAGGGCAGACAAACCCUGGACGAGACUGUCAGCAGCAGAUAAGGCAGCAAUUCGUAAAGAAUUAAAUGAGUACAAAAGUAAUGAAAUGGAGGUACAUGCAUCAAGCAAGCACUUGACAAGAUUCCACAGGCCAUAGAGAUUUUCUUCUGAGAAGAAUUUGUGUUUAAUUUUUUGAUACCAACACUGAACAUUCAUCAGGGAACUUUCCUGAAGUUCAGCUCAAGACUACCCUACCUGCUGUGUUUGUGAGAAGAGUAGGAUCACACACACAGGUGCAAUCUUGACCACACUUACCUGCAAGAGGAGUAACCAGAGGACACACUUACUUCCUUCCUUCUUUGGUGUCUGAGGAGUGUGAACUGUUGGGGUCAGUUAAGACCCAACAUAACUCUAUCAGAAGAAAACUGUUGUUUGCCUUUCAACCUUGUUUUACAGUUCUGCAGUGUAAUGGAGGACGGGCAACGUGCAUGUGCAGGCUCACCACUCCCAGGCCUCUGACAUGAGGGACAUGUGACAGUGUCAUUCAGUAUUAUGUUCAAAAGACAUUUUUAUCCUGAUCAUAAUUAAUUUGAAAACUCUUUAAGUUCAUGUUAUACAAGAUGAUUUACUGUAUUAUACUUUUCCUUUUUUAUAUAAUGUCUAACAAAAAAUACAGCUGCAACAUUUUGAUUCCUGUUAAUUUUGUUCUUUAAUUAAAUGACUACUUAUUGCAGGAAAUUAA
Gorilla gorilla gorilla (western lowland gorilla) is the source of this 2746-nucleotide messenger RNA. It is a transcript of the gene PHACTR3, whose product is annotated as phosphatase and actin regulator 3. Gene Ontology annotation, biological process: actin cytoskeleton organization. Bases 482 to 2161 code for a protein of 559 amino acids. Gene Ontology annotation, molecular function: actin binding. The transcript is spliced from 13 exons. The record is from RefSeq and is a predicted model, not a curated record. NCBI's taxonomy places the organism in Eukaryota, Metazoa, Chordata, Mammalia, Primates, Hominidae.